Molecule: messenger RNA, 921 nt
Organism: Sporothrix schenckii 1099-18
Lineage: Eukaryota; Fungi; Ascomycota; Sordariomycetes; Ophiostomatales; Ophiostomataceae
Product: uracil phosphoribosyltransferase
Exons: 2
Coding region: 1-921 (306 amino acids)
Source: RefSeq, a predicted model, not a curated record
AUGGCUUCUAAGACCACCGCUACGACGCAGUGCGUCGGCCCCAACUACCGGAUCGGGAGCCAGAACCCCACGGCCACUGUUUCGACACCAGUCAACUUUGAGACCGUGACGGUGCUCCCACAGACGCCGCAGCUCAUUGCCCUGCUUUCCAUCAUCCGCGACAAGAACACUGACCGCGGCGACUUUAUCUUCUACUCAAACCGCAUUAUCCGGUUGCUGGUGGAGGAGGGCCUCAACCACCUGCCUACGGUCGAACGAGAGGUGACGACGCCCGUUGGCCGGCCGUACGCGGGUCUUCAGUUCCAGGGCAAGAUUUGCGGUGUGUCCAUCAUGCGUGCUGGUGAGGCCAUGGAGCAGGGUCUUCGCGACUGCUGCCGGUCGGUGCGCAUUGGCAAGAUCCUUAUUCAGCGGGACGAAGAGACGGCUCAACCCAAGCUAUUCUACGACAAGCUGCCCGAGGACAUUGCCAACCGUUGGGUGCUACUGCUGGACCCCAUGUUUGCAACGGGCGGAUCGGCCAUCAUGGCCGUGGAGGUGCUCAAAUCGCGAGGUGUGCCUGAGGAGCGGAUACUGUUCCUUAACCUGAUUGCCAGCCCCCAAGGCGUGUCCAAAUUUGCCAGCAAAUUCCCCAAGCUGCGUGUUGUCACGGCGUUCAUCGACGAGGGCCUCGACGAGAAGAAGUAUGAUGCGACCCUCUCGCUAUACAAGAGUUUGCGUUUGGUUAUUCUUGUCGUUCACACGCUGACAUAUCUUCACACAGCUAUAUCAUUCCUGGACUCGGCGACUUUGGCGAUCGUUACUACACGAUGUAAUAGUACAAGUAUCCGUACAAGCAAGCCCAAAGUAGGGACAGGUGAAAAAGAAAACAAAUAUCUCCAGGCCUUUCCUAAUAACGCCAACCAUCACCGCAUCCGUUUUUGA